CUGGUAUUAAGCUGAUAACACGUAGCGUGGGAUUUUGUUUCGAUAUCUACUACUUCUGGUGAAUGAUGUCGGAAAGUAUAACCAGCAUGUUUUUCAAAUCGUGGGAAUUCAUUCAAGAUUUGAUUAAAUCUGAUUCGUUUGGUUACACAACCAUCAUAAUAUCCUUAUUAGUUUCCAGGAUGUUGCUGACUUCGGAGUUCGUGGCAUUUACAGCUCUUUGGGGUCUAUUGUAUCUCUGCUUGAACAUCUACUGGGCAAUGAACUACUGGAAGAUUAGAGGAGUCAAACACUUUAAACCAUGGCCAAUAGUUGGGAAUAUGGCAAGAGUUUUGAAAUUAGAAUAUCACCUCGCUUAUUAUUACGAUGAGAUUUACAACGCAUUUCCAGGAGAAAGAAUGGUUGGUAUGUACGAGUUUAUGACGCCGUCUUUGGUGCUAAGGGAUACUGAAUUGAUCGAACAAGUUUUAGUAAAAGAUUUUUCUACUUAUCCAGACCAUGGUCCAUUUUUGAUGGAGCCAAAGAGUAUACUUUUUGAAAGCGUGUUUGCAAUGUCAGGCAUCAGAUGGAGAGCUAUCAGAAACAGGUUAUUGACCACGUUUACGACAGGUAAAAUGAGAGUCAUAUUUCCACAAAUAUUAGCACCAUGCCAAUCGUUUGUGAAAGGCAAACCGAAGUGUUUGAAUGUUGAAAUCAUCAAUGAAUUAGCCGUUAAGAUAUUCAUGACGGCCAUGUUUGGAAUUAACAUCCUCCCCACUGGUGAAGAGGAGUUGAUGAUAAACUGCAAAAGGAUUUUUGAACCUAAAGCUACCAGAAUUCUUCAAUUAAUAUUCUUAACUUAUUUUCCAAAAUUAUCUAAUGUUUUAAAUCUGAAAUUCAUGCCGAGAGAUUUAGACGACUACUUCAGAUCCCUCAUGAACACUAUACUUGACCAAAGAGAAAAUAUCGACUUUGAGAGAAAUGAUUACACAAAGGUGCUCGUUGAAAUGAGAAAACAGGAGAAGAUGAAUAUUUAUAACAUGAGAAACGAUAAAGUAUCACAGACAUUUGACAUGACUAAUGAAAUUGCUUUAUCCCAGGCUUUUAUGUUUUUCUUUGCUGGAUUAGACACAGUAUCAUUGCUAAUUCUUCACUUAGCAUUUGAAUUCUCUAAGUCGAAGUAUUGUCAAGAUAAAGCCCGUCAAGAAGUGAGAAGUGUUUUGAAAAAAUUUAAUGGCUACUCUUGGGAAGCUGUGAGAGAAAUGAAAUACUUGGAGCAGUGCAUAUUAGAAACACUAAGACUUCAUCCAUCACUUCAAUUCCUUGUUAGGAUAACUGACAAGGAUACAGAACUUGGAGGAGUUAAAAUUAAGAAAAAUACAAGAAUCGUAAUUCCAAUACACAGUAUACAGAUGGAUCCGAAGAACUUCACUGAUCCAAAUAAGUUUGACCCUGAAAGAUUUAAUGUAGAAAAUCAACAAAAUAAAUUUGCACAUCUCCCAUUUUCUGAUGGCCCACGAGUUUGUCUUGGUAAUCAUUUAAAAUAUAUUAGCAUCAAAAAUACAUAAACUUAAUUUAAAUACUAAUAAAUAACAAGAAAAUAAAUUUUAAUGGAAAAAAUGUUCUAUAAUUAAUAUAAAAAUAUUAAAGAAAUAAAAUAAGGAAAUUUACUGAUAGAUGGUAAAUAUACUAAACAACAGAUUUUUGCACAAAAAGCUACUCUUAAGUUAAGACCAAGGUUACAUGUUGUUAAGUAAAAAAAAAAAAAACAUAAUUUCAAACUGACUCUAAUAAUAGAAUAAAAUUGUGGUUGAAAUAUGAUUAAUAUUUUUGAACAAAAAAUUUUCAGGAAAACGCUUUGCGAUUAUGGAAACAGCUACGUUCUUUGCACACAUUCUUGAUAAUUACGAACUAUCUCUUAGUCCUCAAACUAGACUACCACUCCAGUAUGAGCCAAAAACUCUAUUUCAUACUCCAAAGGUACAAACUUCAAUUCAUGUAACAUUAAAUGAAAUACGAAAAUAGAAUUUGUAUUGAAUAAUUUAAGUAAAAUUUUCAAAAUUAAUAAAGUUAAUAUAAAAUAACUUCUAUCAUAUAAACAACCAUUCAAUGUGAAAAGAAUGUAUUUCAACCUUUCAUUACAAUUUUUUAUGAAUUAACUAAAUUGUAGACUAGCUAAUACUAUUUUUUAAUUAGUUCUAAUUUGAUAAGAUUAAUUCUUAAAGUAGUUGUAAAAAAAUAAAUUUGACAAUUUUAGUAUUUUUAAAUAUAUCAUUUCAUCAGUUAAUGGCCUGCAUAGUUCAAUUUUAUGUUUUCCAAGUCAAUUUAAUUUCCUAGCUUAUAGAUGUUAGCAAAACUAAAGAGAUAAAUUUUAAAAAGCAAAAGUACCUAGUUUAAUAUAAUUUUGUUUUACAGUUGGUAUCAUGAAACUUCUUCCAAAUCAAAAUAUAUAGGAUAUUUAGGUUCUAACACUACUGACUGAGGAAGAACUUCAACUGGAAGCUUUGUUUCAGGAUUUAUACUUAAUCUGUAUUUCAUCAGCAUUCUAGCAACUCCAAAUUUAACUUGAAGAAGAGCAAACCUCAUAGCUAU
Molecule: messenger RNA, 2568 nt
Organism: Nezara viridula (southern green stink bug)
Lineage: Eukaryota; Metazoa; Arthropoda; Insecta; Hemiptera; Pentatomidae
Source: the annotation of a GenBank genome assembly